ACGACUUUUAUUUAUUUGGACUUUUGCUCAUAUAUUGAAAAGUCGCUUUAUCUCUUUAUCGCCCUCAUCUUCAAUAUUUCAUCUCUUUCAUACAUUUUGUCACGUACAAUUACAAUUUAUUUUACACAACAUCGUUUGAUUCAUCAUUUUCUUAUCUAUGUAACAACAGAAAUUUUCUGCAUAAUCGAAAUCACUUACUAACACUGGUUUGCCGACAAAACAUAUGUUUAACAUUGAAGGCUAUUGAAAGCAGCCUCCAAAUGUUUAUAAUGUUGUUAUUGUAAUUUUAGAUUUUUUCAAAGAAAAUGUUUGUUUUGGCUGAACUUAAAGAUACUGUACGCAUAAGUCCUGAUCAAUUUAAUUUAAAACUAUUGGAAGCCGUACGAGAUGAAAUAAACCGUAAAUUGGCGAACAAGGUAUUGCUUAACGUUGGUUUAUGUAUAGCAUUAAAGGAUGUAGUCUCUUUGAAAGACUCUUUUAUAUUGCCGGGGGAUGGGGCGUCACAUACGGAGGUCGUGUUUCGUUACAUAGUGUUCCGGCCGCCCGUGGGAAAUGUGCUGACGGGUAAAAUACGCAGUUGCAGCCAUGAGGGUGUGCAUGUGACGUUAGGAUUUUUCGAUGAUAUUCUAAUACCACCAACAGCUCUGCAGCAUCCGUCACGUUUUGAUGAAACUGAACGUGCUUGGGUCUGGGAGUAUCCUUUAGAUGAUGGCGGUAAACAUGAUCUUUUCAUGGACAUAGGAGAGCCCAUAAAGUUUCGCGUCUCGCGUGAAAUAUUUGAGGAAAGUUCACCAAUAGGGCCACCUAAAAAUGAAACACUACAACCGGGAACAUCAGCUCAAGGUUGUACUUCAGCAGCUCAACAAACAAAUGAAGCUAGAACUCCAUAUAAGAUUAUAGCUGCUAUUAACGAAUCGGGAUUGGGUGUUUUGUCGUGGUGGGAUCAGCAACAGCAAGCCGAGGAAACAAACAAUGAAGAAGAAGCAGAGGAAAAUAACGUAGAUUAUGAUAAUGAUGAGAAUGGUGAAGGCGCUUACGAAGAAUGAUGGUUAAUAAUUAAAUAAAAAACAAAAGAAAAGUUCUUUUCGAAUCGAAUCCACUCUUUGUAUCAAGUUCCAGCUUGUUUCGUUUCGAAUAAAUUGAAGUAUUAAUUUGAUCGACAUCCAAAAAAUGCAAACUUCUUCAGAUAUCCUUCCAAAUGCGCCAUUCUCGUCAUAAAUCUAUUUGUUUUCGCUAUUAUCUCAUUAAAUAUAAAUUUUUUUUAGUUUUUACUUUAGCUUUUAGAAAGCCACGUUCAUGGUGAGAUGAAUUGAUUUGUAACCCAUCAACUCAAAGCAAACAUAAAAGCUCCAAAGCGUUUCGUUAUUUUUUCAGGCAUCGUUUUGGUCAUACUUAGAUCAUUAUCUGCUAUCAGCAGAUCUAUCAGUUAUAGUUUGUUGAUGCAGGCAAAAGUGCUGAGUGGAUGAAGUCCUCUUUCGCUGCGAGCUUAUUUAUAGUCAUCAAACAAGACGCACAUGAGUUCAGCGACAUUUUUUGUAAUCGAGUGCGAACGCGAUAGAGAAUACUACAUUAUUGGAUCAUAUCGCACACAUUCAAUCGGUUCCCUAAUGCGAACCUCAGCGCAAUUUUUCGAUUAUGAAUAUAAAAAUGCUAAUAUAUUGUAAAUAUAACAUAGCGUAUUCAAUGUUGUGACGAUAAAAUGUAAAUUUCUAUUUUUAUAGUCUAUCUAUGCUUUUGCAAAGCAGAAUUUUAUGGAAUUAACGAGUGUAGUCAAAUUAGAAAAAAAAAAAAUCUAAAAUCAUUAUAGUGGACCAGGAGAGAUCGUUAGAUACACCUGCUCCACAGCUAUUCGCAUGACGACUUCUCAAGAUACUGCCUUUUAUAUGGCAAAUGAUCAGAUUCGAACCAUUUUCAAUAGCAUUCAUAUUCGGGCUGUAACAUGUUAUCAAAAUGUCUUGAAAAUUGUGGCCUUUAGGUGAAACACAAGAAAAAAGGAAAGCUUAAAAGGAUUCAGGAAUUGAUUCUUAUCGGUAUAGUAAGAAGUGGGUCGUUCCAUACGCUCAAACUUAAUAUAGCCUUAUAUACUACAAGUGGUGUGUAGGGUAUAAAAACCUAACAAUUGUUAUGAAUCAUUGUUUUGCAAGCUGCUUACACGCCGUCCGUCAAGAUUAUAGCGUUGGCGGACCUCCGCAAAGAAAAAAUCGCCAACCGUGCAUAAGUGAUUAUCGAAAUCAAAUCAAAGCAAUAGGCUUUUAAUUUAGCGAAUAAAUGUUAUUACGAUUUGGAAUCGAGAUGUUCGGCACUCUUGCCUUUGUUUCCACCAUUUUCGAUUUAAAACCACGACAACUUCAGCAUUUUUUUUUACAAUAUUUUUAUUUACGUUAAAAUUUUUAUAU
Messenger RNA from Glossina fuscipes, 2396 nucleotides. RefSeq names its product DNA-directed RNA polymerase III subunit RPC8 (gene Polr3H). Gene Ontology annotation, biological process: DNA-templated transcription; transcription initiation at RNA polymerase III promoter. Bases 306 to 1046 code for a protein of 246 amino acids. The transcript is spliced from 3 exons. Gene Ontology annotation, cellular component: RNA polymerase III complex. The record is from RefSeq and is a predicted model, not a curated record. NCBI's taxonomy places the organism in Eukaryota, Metazoa, Arthropoda, Insecta, Diptera, Glossinidae.